AUGGAUUCCGGCUCCCAUAAGAUCUAUCAUGUACACGGUUACGAUUCUAGACAAUUCCUGGAACAUUAUUUUUCAGAUAAACCUGAUAUGGUCUUUAAAGAGGAUUCCUUUAUAUUUCCUAUAGAAAAUCUUGAAAAAACCUUUGCAGAGGGACAUAUUAGUGGAGAUGUUCUGAUUGACCUCAGCGCUGGUCCCGUGGCCCAUCAUCUGUUUUCAGCCUGUAAGUUUUUCAAGCACACCAUAGUCCUGAAGAACUACCUUAAUCUGUUUGCUCUGUGCUCGAUUGAUAAAGCCUGGUCCUGCCAGGUUUUAUCUUUCCCAGAGCUGCAGCCAGCACAGGAGGAGAGUGACCAGUUACAGGACAAAGUAGGGAAUGUGAGAUCUGUCGUUGAACAUGUUAUGAAAUGUGACCUUGAAAAAGAAAAUAUGACGGAUCCGAUAAUCUUACCGCCAGCAGAUUGUGUCAUGAGCGGUUGGCUCCUGGAUGAGAUCAGCAAAGACAAAGAUGAUUACAGGAGAUAUCUUAAGAAGAUCUCAUUGUUGCUAAAGCCUAGAGGACACCUCAUAUUAUUAGGGGCUUUAGAUAUGACAUAUUUCACAGUUGGAAAAGAUAAGAUUCGUGGUUUCAGAUAUGAUGAGGAUUUUGCCCGGAAAGCUCUAGUUGGAGAAGGGUUUGUGAUAGAUAACUGUGUGGUUAAGAAGAGAACUGUAGAGAGUGAUCUUACUGACUAUAAGGGCGUCCUAUUUGUUGCUGCUCACAAGAAGUAA
Messenger RNA from Hyla sarda, 768 nucleotides. Its product is annotated as indolethylamine N-methyltransferase-like. The transcript has 4 exons. The coding region runs from base 1 to 768 and encodes 255 amino acids. The record is from RefSeq and is a predicted model, not a curated record. Lineage: Eukaryota; Metazoa; Chordata; Amphibia; Anura; Hylidae. Gene Ontology annotation, cellular component: cytosol. Gene Ontology annotation, molecular function: N-methyltransferase activity.